Vicia villosa (hairy vetch) is the source of this 711-nucleotide messenger RNA. RefSeq lists its product as uncharacterized. The transcript has a single exon. NCBI's taxonomy places the organism in Eukaryota, Viridiplantae, Streptophyta, Magnoliopsida, Fabales, Fabaceae. Gene Ontology annotation, molecular function: RNA-DNA hybrid ribonuclease activity; nucleic acid binding. The record is from RefSeq and is a predicted model, not a curated record. Bases 1 to 711 code for a protein of 236 amino acids.
AUGACAGAUGACAUUGGUGAGUGGUUGACUGGUGUAUUCAAGAGUAAGGAUGAUUUCCUGUGUGAAGUUGUUUGUAUUGGUCUCUGGAAGAUCUGGCAGGCCAGAAAUGAGCUGGUACAUAAUCACAAGGAGGUGAAACCGCAUUUGAUAGCGCAGGACAUAUGGUAUGCUUGCAGUGAGGUGUCGGGACAGCGGAAAAAAGGAACUAUGCAGAUGGGAGACUCACAACAGAUGAGUUUUUGUUCCAGCCAUUGGACGGUUCAAUCUGACGCGGGGUGUUUUGCCGAUGGAACAGUAUCCUUAGGCUGUAUCAUCAAAGAUCCGUGCGGCAUGGUUAAUGUGGCGACUUGCAAAAGUUUUCCAAGCGUAACAGAUAUUCUCUCAGCUGAACUGCAAGGAAUCCUAUGGGCUUUGCAAUUAGCAAAGGAUUUCAAACUAACCAAUGUUGUCUUCCAGUCGGACGCGAUGGUGCUAGUAGACUGCAUAAAUGGCCAAGAUUAUCUCGCAGCUUUGGACCCGUUGAUUUGUGACUGUAAAACUUUGUUAUGUUCUUUUAAUUCUGCUACUAUUAUGUAUGUUAAUAGAUCCUUGAACACUGAUGCCCACCAGAUGGUGAGAAUUGGCAAGAUUGCUGGAUCCAGAACCUGGUCUGGUUUAAUUCCUUGUAUGGAGGAUGUUGUAUCCCCUUUGGCUGUUUCAGCCGUCUGCUAA